Eruca vesicaria subsp. sativa (arugula) is the source of this 2102-nucleotide messenger RNA. Lineage: Eukaryota; Viridiplantae; Streptophyta; Magnoliopsida; Brassicales; Brassicaceae. The record is from the annotation of a GenBank genome assembly.
GUAAUGUACGUAGCGUCUUGAAAGUGUGGACCUUUCGUCUGAGUUUCCGAGUUUACUCUUCUUUCCGAAAGACCUUCCAGAAGACAGAGCAUAAAAAUCCACACUUUUCUUUUGUUGUUGUUGUUGUGUCUUUACUUUCUCACCAAACACAUCUCUCCAUUGACACUUCUGUUGACCUAACUCCUCCUCCCUUCCUUCGCAUUGCUCGAUUUCCUCCUUCUCCUAAACACAAAAAAAAUCUAUGGCUUUGAGGUGUUUCCCCAUCUGGGUUUGUCCCCAAACGCCUCAUCGUUACCCUCUUGUGAGUCGUCGUGUCUCCCUUUGGGAAUGCUCCUCCUCUGCUGCUUCUUCCCAGAGAGCCGUCACUGCUGUUGAAGGCGAGGGGCGUGAGCUCAAGAAGCAAUCUACUGAUGAAAUGGGUCUGGUUAGGGAGGCAAAGUCGGGUGCUUUUCAUAGAGACUUGAGCAUGCUUCCUAAACCGCUAACUGCAAGCAGUCUUUACUCUUCUGCUGGAGAUGAUUCAGAAGUGCGAAUAUCUUUUCAGGGCAUACCAGGUGCAUAUAGCGAGACAGCAGCACUAGAAGCAUAUCCAAACUGUGAAACUGUGCCUUGUGAACAUUUUGAAACUGCGUUCCAGGCUGUUGAGCUUUGGUUGGUGGAUAAAGCAGUACUACCGAUUGAGAAUUCAGUAGGUGGUAGUAUCCACCGUAAUUAUGAUCUGCUUCUUCGUCAUAGGCUUCACAUUGUCCAAGAAGUCCAUUUGCAUGUGAAUCAUUGUCUCUUAGGAGUGCCUGGUGUUACAAAGGAAGAGAUUAAAUGCGUUCUUAGCCAUCCUCAGGCGCUUGAUCAGUGUGUGAACUCACUUAACGAUUUAGGCAUACAGAGAAUCUCUGCAAAAGACACUGCUACUGCUGCUCAGAAUGUUGCUUCAAGUGGUAAGAAGGAUAUAGGAGCAAUAGCGAGUGUACGGGCUGCAAAUAUAUAUGGUCUGGAUAUUCUUGCCGAGAACAUACAAGAUGAUGUUAACAAUGUGACUCGUUUUCUGAUACUUGCGAGAGAGCCAAUGAUUCCAAGAACAGAUCGACCAUAUAAGACAAGUAUUGUGUUCUCGCUGGAAGAAGGUCCUGGUGUGCUGUUCAAGGCCUUGGCUGUUUUUGCAUUAAGAAGCAUUAACUUAUCCAAGAUAGAAAGUCGUCCGCAAAGAAGAAGACCGCUAAGAGUAGUUGAUGGUUCUAACAAUGGAAGCGCCAAGUCCUUUGAUUACUUAUUCUACAUUGAUUUUGAAGCUUCCAUGGCUGAAAUACGUGCUCAGCAUGCCCUUGGCCAUCUACAGGAAUUCACGAGUUUCAUCCGUAUACUCGGGUGUUAUCCCGUGGAUUUAGUCAGAUAACGAAGAAAAAUCUCAAGCUUUGCAUGUAGCCAUACUGUGCAGAACCAUGUGAAUAUAAACCAAACAGAAGAACCAGUUUUAUGGCUUUGGUUAUACCGCAAGACUCUUCUUUCACCAUUCUCUUAUCUUCGAAGCUUAGCUUCAAACUCAUCAUUGCUGAGACAAACAGUUAAUCUGUAGCUUAUUGUCAUAGAACAUGAUUUUUGUACAUCAAAUUUAAGUUCAGUGUAUACUUUAGACAUUUCUCAUGUUUUAGUGAUCGUUUAACUCUGCUUACUCUCAUAAUCUUCACCACAUGUUGUGUGGGAAUACUAACAAUAACAUUUACGCAGACAGGUUUUACACAAAACAUUGCUCCCCAACAAAGUUAACAAGAGACUACUUUUCAUGUACUACAAACAAAACAACGAAUCACAAAAUUUUGAUAAAAAUACAAGUGUUUAUGAACCUAGAAUUGUAUAAAUGAAAAAUCACCAGAAGGGUAACAAAACAUAAGUUACAAGAAUAAUAAUACUGACGCAGAAGCCUCUUGAGAGACUCCUUGAGGAGGUUUCACCAGCUGCAACUUCAGUGGAAUUCACCACAGUCUGUGUCUUGUUUCCAACCUUCUUGCUGCACAAAUGAGCCAAGGCCAAGUAAACAAAACAUACAAAAUACAUAACUAAUAACGUUUUAUAAGUUUUUAAUGUCACAACUUUCUUACCUUCCUGGG